Molecule: messenger RNA, 1056 nt
Organism: Striga asiatica
Lineage: Eukaryota; Viridiplantae; Streptophyta; Magnoliopsida; Lamiales; Orobanchaceae
Source: the annotation of a GenBank genome assembly
UCUUGGUGUAAUUUGAUUCAACAUAAGUCGUGCUUUUGUUUCAAAAACUGAUUCAAAAUCCACAACCCAAAAACCCGACUUCCAAAAGCUCAGUCUUUUCUCCACAUCUCAACAAUGGAGGACAAGCCCUCGACCCUUAGCUCCUCACCCACCUCCGCCGGCCACACCGCCAGAACCACACAGGAGCUCGCCGUCGAGGGCCAAAAGCACCUCGAGGAGACUAUCGGAGCCGCCUUCCUGAUCCUCUCCGCCAUGAACGACGAACUCUGCAACCCCUCCCUCUGGUCCACCACCGCUCCUCAUCCUCCUCCCCCGGCCGCGGCGAGCAACGGCCACCAAUCGAACGGCGACGUGCUGUCGGACUCUUCCUCCGCGUCCUCCGCGGUCCACUCGUCCCACACUCAGCAUCUCCUCCAUAACAGCUCCGACGUCGGAGGUGGGGCCCUCGACGAAGCUAGAUUGCGGUAUAGGUCCUCCGUCUCGUCCCUGAGGUCCGUCCUCGCCGCAAUCUCGAAUGCGCAGAAGGCAGCAUCCGAGGCAGUCUCGUCAAGUACCUCAUUAUCUCCAGAUGAUGAAAUGGAGACUGAGCAGCUUGAAGAGCAGGCUGCCAUCUUAAGACAGAAGCUUGCGGAGAAGAACAAACAUCUCAAAGGUCUGAUAGAUCAGCUUCGCGAUCUCCUGGCUGAUAUAUCUACAUGGCAAAGUCCUUGUACAGUCUGAAGGCAAAAUGAUGUUCUUCAAGUAUCGAGAUGAAAACGAGGAUUUCGAGAAUCGAUCGAUUGAUGGAUGCUGAAACAAUCGAGAAUUGAACGAUUGAUGGAGAAUACAACUUCCAAGUGAUUUUGAUGCGGAUUAGUGUUUCAACUCUUUCUGUUGUGUGUUGCCUUUUGUUUUUUUUUUUGUGACCUUUUUUCAGUUUGUUUUCAUUUUGAUGCUAACUUGUAACAAAUGAGUAAAGCGAAUAGUUCUAAAUUUGAAAUUUCUUCUAAAUUGGGGAUUAAACUCGGGUGCUUGUAUGUAUCUUAUUAAGUGUCAUUAUCUCCAAGAUUUAUAUAA